Messenger RNA from Zea mays, 1142 nucleotides. RefSeq lists its product as uncharacterized. Gene Ontology annotation, molecular function: oxidoreductase activity. The record is from RefSeq and is marked validated. Lineage: Eukaryota; Viridiplantae; Streptophyta; Magnoliopsida; Poales; Poaceae.
AUCCGUUCUUCAGCCGGCGCCUCCCACGUCUCCAGUCCGACACUCCGACUCACUCCCCCUCCCCCGCCCCAACCCGUCGCAAUGGCCGCCGUCUCCGCAGCCCCGAGGCCCUCGAUGCCUCCCCGACUCGCCCUCCGUGCCCACCUCUUCUCCUCCGCCUCUCCGCUCCCAAUGCGCGCGCUCCCCUUACUCCGCAGCCGCUUCCGCUCCUUGACCACGGCCUACGCUGUCAAGCAGGACACGGCCCUCUGGACCCCUGCACCCGUCUCCGCCAUCAGUGCUGCCACCGACGACGGCUCCGUCUCCCUCAUCGCCGUCGACCUAUCUGACGCCACGGACCUCGUGGACUCGUACACGAACCCGGGCCAAUACCUCCUGAUCCGCGUACCCGGCGAGGAGCUCAAGCCGGCGUACAUGGUCAUCUCCUCGCCGCCUAAAGCGGGGCCCCGGUUCGAAUUCCUCGUCAAAAGCGUGCCGGGAGCUACCGCGGGGCGGCUCUGCGCCCUCCGAGACGGGGAUGUUGUGGAGCUCGGCGCCGUCACGGGGAAGGGGUUCCCCCUCGACAGGAUAAAUCCGCCCGACGUCGCGCAGACCGUGCUCAUCUUCGCGGCGGGGACGGGGAUCAGUGCGAUUCGAUCACUUAUCGAGUUCGGUUUCGCUGCCAAAGAAAGAGCUGAUGUGAGGCUUUAUUAUGGUGAUACAAGUCUGAAAUCUAUGUCAUACCAGGAAAGGCUUAGUAACUGGGAGUCAACUGGAAUUAAAAUAAUACCAGUCUUAUCACAACCAGAUGACAGCUGGAAAGGUGAACGAGGAUAUGUUCAGGAUGCUUUCUUCAGAAACAAGAACAUAGUAAAUCCAUCUUCUACAGGAGCCAUACUUUGUGGACCGAAUGAAAUGCAGGAGGAACUCACCUUAUCCCUUGUAGCAGAUGGUGUCUCACGAGACAAAAUCUUAACGAACUACUGAAAGCGAUCUCCGGUCUCUGAUGUAUUUUAUGACCAGUUAGGCCUCAACGUGUAAACUUUAUUGCUUAGGCCUGGCUGUGAUGUUCCAGUGAUAUAUGAAUAAACUACUGAACUUGAGACGAGGAUGUAAUGUUCAGUGAUAUAUUAUAUGAAUAAACUACUGAAUUUGAGGCGAGG